AUGGACUCACGAAACAGCACUGGACAAAAAAAAAAAAAGCCCUUCACAAUCUUGGUUGUGGAGCAAAUGGGCUCUCCAGCCUCGCAUCCCAUUCCCGCCACCUGUGUUCAUACCCCAAGGUCCCUGAGGGGUGGUCACUCAGGUUCGCACCCGUCUACAAGCAAGAAGAGCACGGCCUUCCCCUCCAGCGGCUCGCUCGUGGCCACCCAUGACUACUACCAGUGCCACCUGGGUUCCACUCCCAGUGACAGCUCCUCUGCCAGUGCCAAGUACCCUGGGGAAGCCACUUUCUACCACUCGGGUCUCCCCAAGGCCCACCCGGCUCAUCAGUGGGCGAGCUUCUUUGCCAGGAAGUUCACUCUCUGGUUCAUGGCCACCGUGUUGGAGUCCCCAGAGCACCUGGAAUCUCCCCAGGCCUCCAGCGGCACCAGCACCUGUGACCUGGCUCAGGAAGCCACAAGGAAGCAGCCUGGUGGCCAGUCCUGCAAAGCCACCCUGGGGCCCCAUCCUGAGCGACCGGACUUCCAGAGGUGCUAG
Molecule: messenger RNA, 537 nt
Organism: Myotis daubentonii (Daubenton's bat)
Lineage: Eukaryota; Metazoa; Chordata; Mammalia; Chiroptera; Vespertilionidae
Product: pancreatic progenitor cell differentiation and proliferation factor-like
Exons: 1
Coding region: 1-537 (178 amino acids)
Source: RefSeq, a predicted model, not a curated record